Messenger RNA from Bubalus bubalis (water buffalo), 2218 nucleotides. RefSeq names its product plasminogen activator inhibitor 2. The record is from RefSeq and is a predicted model, not a curated record. Gene Ontology annotation, molecular function: serine-type endopeptidase inhibitor activity. NCBI's taxonomy places the organism in Eukaryota, Metazoa, Chordata, Mammalia, Artiodactyla, Bovidae. Bases 169 to 1419 code for a protein of 416 amino acids. The transcript has 8 exons. Gene Ontology annotation, biological process: negative regulation of endopeptidase activity; negative regulation of apoptotic process.
AUGAUGUCUGAGUAAAAUGUUGAAUCACUCAAAGGAUACAGAUAGAGAGAAAAAAAAAUGCCAUGUGGGAGGGGCAGAGCUUUAUAAAACCAGUCAUUGCCAUGUCUGAACUCUAACAACGCUCAGAAGACCGUUUCCUGUCAGGCAGAGAAGAACCAGAUUGAGACAAUGGAAGAACUUAAUGUGGCAAAUACAAUCUUUGCCCUCAAUUUCUUCAAGCAUCUUGCAAAUACAAGCGCCAACACCCAGAAUAUCUUCUUCUGUCCCUGGAGCAUCUCCUCCACCUUGGCCAUGGUCUACCUGGGCGCCCGGGGCAAUACUGCAGACCAGAUAGCCCAAGUGCUUCAGUUUAACCAAGUUGGAGUCCACAAAGGCACCCCAGUGACCCCACAGAGCCUCACCAGUUGUGAUUUCACGAAGCAGAUCCAGAGGGACACAUAUCCUGAUGCUAUUUUGCAGGCACAAGCUGCGGGGAAAAUCCAUUCAUCCUUCCGUUCUCUCAGCAAUGCCAUCAACGCGUCCACGGGGGAGUAUUUAUUGGAAAGUGCCAAUAAGCUGUUUGGAGAGAAGUCUGCAAGAUUCAAGGAAGAAUACAUGCAACUCUCCAAGAAAUAUUACUCUACAGAACCCCAGGAGGUGGACUUCCUAGAAUGUGCAGAAGACACCAGAAAAAAGAUUAAUUCCUGGGUCAAGACCCAAACUAAAGGCAAAAUCCCAAACUUGCUACCUGAAGGUUCUGUUGAUGUAGACACCAAGAUGGUCCUGGUGAAUGCUGUCUACUUCAAAGGAAAGUGGAAGACUCCAUUUCAGAAGAAAUUAAAGGGACUUUAUCCUUUCCAUGUGAACUCGACUCAGCGCAAAUCAGUAGAGAUGAUGUUCCUGAAUGAAAAGCUAAACAUUGGAUACAUAGCAGACCUGAAGGUCCAGAUUCUAGAACUGCCAUAUGCUGGCGAUGUCAGUAUGUUCCUGCUGCUGCCAGAUGGAAUUGCUGAAUCCUCUAUGGGCUUGGAGAUGCUGGAAAGUGAAAUCACCUAUGACAAACUCAACAAGUGGCUCAGCGAAGACACCAUGGCUGAGGAUGACGUGGUGGUGUACAUCCCCGAGUUCAAAUUAGAAGAGCGUUAUGAACUCAAGACCAUUCUCACAAGCAUGGGCAUGGGUGAUGCCUUCAGCCGGGGCCGAGCCAAUUUCUCAGGCAUGUCAGGAAAGAAUGACCUGUUUCUGUCUGAAGUGUUCCAUCAGGCUUCGGUGGAAGUGAACGAGGAGGGCACUGAGGCUGCUGCCGGCACUGGGGCCAUCAUGACAGGGAGAACAGGCCACGGAGGCCCGCAGUUCGUGGCAGACCAUCCUUUCCUCUUCCUUAUCAUGCACAAGAUAACCAAGAGCAUCCUCUUUUUGGGCAGAUUUGCCUCACCCUAAAUUGAAAGUUUCUAUUUCUGCACAGGAAUUUGUAAAAUGAGUGUAAGCCUCAGGAUUUCUGCAAGUGCCAAAACUUCUCUGCAUGUUUCUGUUUUUCUGAAAAACUUUUAUUGCACACUAACUAGAAACACAGACAUAGCGUGACAUCUGUGAAUCAUAACAUUACUCCCCUGUUAAUAAUUUGGCCUCCUAAAAUGGGAUGAUAUCUCAUUUAGUUCUUUCUUACUUUCAGUUUAUUUUAUAGCAUUAACUUUUACUGUAUUAUUUAUUAUUUUAUAUACUGUUUUUUUUAUUAUGGUCACUGUCUAGUAUAGUUGAUACAUUUACAGAAGCCAGUUAUCACUUAUUUUUCUUUCUAAGAAAAAAUAUGUAUUUGUGGGCUUCCGUGGUGACUCAGAGGAUGGAGAAUCCACCUGCAAUGCAGGAUACCCGAGUUUGAUCCCUGGGUCAGGUAGAUCCCCUGGAGAAGGAAAUGGCUACCCACUUCAGUGUUCUUGCCUGGAGAAUUCCAUUGACAGAGGAGCCUAGCAGGCUACAGUCCAUGGGGUUACAAUAAGUCAAACAUGACUUAGUGACUAAGCAUGCAUGCAUGCAUAUGUAUUUGUUCUUAUAAUGAAGGAUAAGUAAGUGGCCUUCCAUGACCUUUUGUAAUAGAAACCUAGAAGAAAGCAUUGAACAACAGGGAAAUACAUAUUGUGUGCAUUUCUAAACAAAUGUCUAGCAUUAUGUAUCACAUACAUGUGGCUGUAACUUAUGUAAGGUUGCAAAAUAUAGAAAAUAAACCUAUUUUCACAAACCA